GAAGACAGACAGUAGUGGAGGGGGAGGAGAGGGAGGAGGGGAGGAGGGGGUGUUUGGACAAAAACAGCCCAUCUUCUCCCUGGCUGUCUAAACAGACCUGGAUGAUGUGUGUGUGUGCGUGACACGGAGAGAAGUUUUUGUCAGACUGCAGCCAGCAUCUUCACCGGCCUUUCGGAAGCGAAGCGGAGCAGACUGCAGGGAUUUUUGACCUACAGAUCAGAGAAAAAGAAACACAAAGGAGGGAUUUUUUUUUUUAAAUUUACACGUCUUCCACAGAAACAGCCUGAUGCUGGCGGAGAGCAGACAGACGCCGGUAGCGGCCGCCGCCGUUGUGCACGGUCCCAGCGGAGAGGAGCAGACGGAGCCGUGCCCGCGCAGCGCCCUGCUCGACCAAAGCCGGCGGCACCGGACAGCGUUUACGCGCGAGCAGCUGUCCCGACUGGAGGAGGAGUACGGCAAGGAGAGCUACGUCUCCAGACCCCAGCGCUGCGAACUGGCCACGGCGCUGAACUUACCUGAGACAACGAUAAAGGUGUGGUUCCAGAACAGGAGGAUGAAGGACAAACGGCAGAGACACUCCUUGCCGUGGCCUCACUCUCUCAUCGACCCCCUGGGGGCGCUCCUGAUAGGCCGUGCCUCUCCUUCUUCCACCUUGCCAUACCCCUUCAUCUCGCCCCACCUCCCCCUCCACCACCACUACCCCCUAGCUCUCUCCUCAUCAGCAUCCUCCCCUCACAGUGGCUACAGCGCACCCAUGAGGACCCUGGAUGCACUCCGCCUCUCCCAGUACCACAACAGACCAGGAAGUCUGCCUCCAACCACAGCAGCCCUCUACCCUUCCACCAGCAUCGUGCACCAUCCCGCCUCAUGCCCCUGCCCCCUCUGCCUUCACUGGGGACCAGAGCAACUGCUCAAAGCCAGAGGGGAGGCACUGGGACUGAGCCAGCGUCGUAGUCCCAAGGCCAACAUCCAGCCUGCCAGUCUGGAGCAGGGGGAAGAGAUGGCGUAAAGAGAGAAACAGAGUUUCACUAGCUAUUGUGUAACUCUAAAUAACAGACAAGACUCACAAGCUCCUCCAAACAUGAACUGGAAACAAGCAAUUCAAAGGUCUUACCUAAAACAACGGCAAACAUAUGACACUGCUGAUUAACUGGAGGCAAAUGCUUAUUAGGGGAUAAAGUAGUAGUAGAUAGUAUUGGAAGGCUGUGCAAUUAUUUCAACAAAGUCAGUAGGUAGGGUACCUACCUUUUCAGUAGCAUGACCAACAUUUUGUCUGUGCAAACCUGCCAAAUUCAAUUUCAUUUGGAGCAUACUGCCAGCCUAAAGAUGCAUUCAUAAUCAACACCAAGCAAAUAUUUGUCUUGCUUUAUUUUCAUGACUUUGUCUUAUCUUUAAUUUUUUUUUGUUCCAUGUGUUUUUCUCCUCUCUUCCUCUAAACUCUUACUUUUUAUCUUUCCUUGUUUCAACAAAUCCUGUCUUCUCUCACCUUAUCAUUCUAUGAUCAUUCGCCUAUCAUUAUCAGCUCUUCAGAAUGAUUAGCUGUUAGAGCAUUCCUGCACUUUAAUGUAAACCAAAUACCUUCUAAAUCAACAGAUUUGUCACUUUUCACUAUAGGCAUUGUUUUCUGAGAUACUUUGGCCCUCAUACCUAAGCAGUGAUGUUUUUAAGAGCCCCCACUGGAAUUGAGUGCAAAGACCCAAACAAUGCAUAGUAUGCAAGUGUGCACAUAUUAGUUUGUGGCAGUGUGUUUGAUGUGAUUCAGCUUCAGAUUAGGUGAAGAGGAGAGAAGAUGAAGAGAAAAGAAACACAAAGGGACAUUUUGAAGCCAGCGUCUAUAAAAGAAAAAUUGCAAAGUAUAGACUUUAUUAAAUAUAUUAUGGUUUUGGAACUGAUAUUCAUUGUUUUCUCCGCUGUUAUACUAAUGACUACUGCUUUUAUUUAUUUGUACAACUGUAAAGUUUUAAGUUGCAUUCACUGACACAUUUGGCUGUUUUAUGGUAAAGAGAGUAGAGAGGACACGUAAAAUUCCUAGGAAACUAGAGGCCGAGUGGUUGUGUACAUCAGUUGUGCUUCUAGCAGAGUUUCAGUCAUUGUAUGAUCUUGUUAGAAUGUGUCUAUUGACAGGACUGAGUGCACAAAAUGUUUUUUAAUAACAUAUGGAAUAAAUUCUCAUCCAAAACUGUAA
Molecule: messenger RNA, 2185 nt
Organism: Siniperca chuatsi (mandarin fish)
Lineage: Eukaryota; Metazoa; Chordata; Actinopteri; Centrarchiformes; Sinipercidae
Gene: eve1
Product: even-skipped-like1
Exons: 3
Coding region: 287-1009 (240 amino acids)
Biological process (GO): regulation of transcription by RNA polymerase II
Cellular component (GO): nucleus
Molecular function (GO): DNA-binding transcription factor activity, RNA polymerase II-specific; RNA polymerase II cis-regulatory region sequence-specific DNA binding
Source: RefSeq, a predicted model, not a curated record